ACGUAGAUGGGUUUUUAUGAUAAGACCAUGGAAAUCUUUAAUGCAGCAAGGGUUGCUGGUUUGAUAGUUGAUAAGUUCACCUUUGCAGGUGCUCUAAAUGCGUGUGGUCAAACUGGGGAUCUUGAGUUGGGUAAGCUGAUUCAUGGGUCAGUUAUCGUGAGUGGAUUGGGUGCUAAAGUGUUUGUAACCAAUUCGCUCAUUGAUAUGUACUCAAAAUGUGGUGAGGUUAAUAGGGCCAGGCUUUUGUUCGAGAUUUCUGAUGAUUUGGAUGAAGUUUCUUGGAAUUCAAUGAUUGCUGGGUUUGUCAGAAUUGGUGCCAAUGAGGAAAUGUUGAAACUUCUAGGAAAAAUGAACCGAUCUGGAUUGAAAUUGAAUACUUAUACACUGGGAAGUGUCCUUAAGGCUUGUUGCCCACAUUUUAUGGAUUCAAAACAUUACGGAAAAGCACUUCAUUCCUGCUCAGUCAAACUUGGGCUGGAUUCAGAUGAUGUUGUUGCUACUGGAUUACUUGUUAUGUAUGCAAAGAGUGGUGAUUUGGUUGAUGCAAUCCAAAUUUUCAAACUGAUACCCAGCCAAAGCGUCAUCAUCUAUAAUGCCAUGAUCGCUGGAUUCCUCCAAGAUGAUACCAUUUAUGAUGAAUAUGCAAAUGAAGCUUUCAAUGUUCUCUGAGAUGCAAAGACAAGGAAUGAAGCCUUCAAAGUUUACAUUCUCAAGCAUGCUGAAAGCUUGUAAUGGUGUUGAAGCUUUUGAGUACGGAAAGCAAAUUCAUGCUCAAAUUUGCAAGAGGAAUCUUCAGUCUGACGAGUUCAUUGGAAGUGCGCUUAUUGAUUUGUACUUUUUGUUGGGUUCAGUUGAGGAUGGAGUCAAAUGUUUUACUUCAACUCCUAAGCUUCAAGGACCUCACCGCCACUGAGCUUCACUUCCCAGGAAUAUCGUCGCCGUUGAAAGCGACACAUAUGCCUGAACCAACACUCGACCGUGACGACCCUGGUUAUUGGGACAUGCUCUAUUUCUGUUCACAUCUUCCAAAAUCAAAUGAGAUCAUAGCCAACACAUUUGAUGACCUGGAGUCAAAAGCCUUAAAGGCCAUUGCUGAUGGCGUGUGCGUUCCUGAUUCGCCAACUCCGCCUGUUUAUUGUAUAGGUCCUUUGAUUGCAGAUGCAGAGGAGCCAACAGGUGAAGAUGGAAAUGAAUGUUUGUCAUGGCUUGGCAGCCAACCGAGUGGAAGUGUUGUUUUCUUGUGCUUUGGGAGCCGCGGAUCGUUAUCGGUGGGACAGGUGAAUGAGAUUGCCCAUGGGUUGGAAAGGAGUGGGCAGAGAUUCUUGUGGGUGGUGAAAAAGCCACCACGCGAUGAGAAAACCAAGCAGGCUGAGAAUUUUACUGCGGAGUUCGAUUUGGAGGGUGUGUUGCCAGAAGGGUUCCUGGAGAGAACCAAAGAUAGGGGCAUGGUGGUGAAGACGUGGGCACCCCAGGUGGGUGUGCUGAGAAAGGAAUCAGUUGGGGGGUUCGUAACUCACAGUGGGUGGAACUCGGUGUUGGAGGCGGUGGUUGCAGGAGUGCCGAUGGUGGCUUGGCCGCUCUAUUCCGAGCAGCACAUGAACAGGGACAUUUUGGUGAAUGAAAUGAAGAUGGCUAUUGACUUGGACCAGAGGGAGGAUGAUGGGUUUGUGAGUGGGGAUGAGUUGGAGAGAAGGGUUAAGGAGCUGAUGGAGUCCGAACAAGGGAGAGAGCUCAGGGGAAAAAGUUUGAAGAUGAGAGAAAUGGCUUUGGCUGCUUUGGUAUCAGCAUCUGGUUCAUCUACCAGAGCCCUGGCCAAGUUUGUUGAGGCACUUGGAUAGCGUUUGGAAGUAAUUGCGAAAUGUGAUUAAAAGGGAAAAUGAUUUU
This is a messenger RNA of Corylus avellana, 1884 nucleotides long. The record is from RefSeq and is a predicted model, not a curated record. NCBI's taxonomy places the organism in Eukaryota, Viridiplantae, Streptophyta, Magnoliopsida, Fagales, Betulaceae.